CUCCAAAAUGUAACAACACUAACAAAAUGAUGACUCCAAAGAGACACAACACCAGAGAAAUAAUGGCUUUAAAAAAUAAUAAACCAGAGAAAGCAUAUAAUAACAACACCAGCGAAAUGAUAGAACUAAAAUGCAACGCCACCAACAAAAUAAUAACUUCAAAGAGACACAACACCAGAGAAACGGUGGCCCUAAAAAAU
Molecule: messenger RNA, 200 nt
Organism: Racocetra fulgida
Lineage: Eukaryota; Fungi; Glomeromycota; Glomeromycetes; Diversisporales; Gigasporaceae
Source: the annotation of a GenBank genome assembly